Molecule: messenger RNA, 780 nt
Organism: Penicillium maclennaniae
Lineage: Eukaryota; Fungi; Ascomycota; Eurotiomycetes; Eurotiales; Aspergillaceae
Product: putative translocon-associated protein, alpha subunit
Exons: 3
Coding region: 1-780 (259 amino acids)
Cellular component (GO): endoplasmic reticulum; endoplasmic reticulum membrane
Source: RefSeq, a predicted model, not a curated record
AUGUCUCGUUUCGGAUUCCUCUCCCUGGCUCUACUCUCUCUUCAGGCCUUCGUCGGUACCGGCUUUACUGCUGAUACCGAGAAGGUCGAGGCCGAAGUCGCUCUCAAGGUCAAGGCUGAGACUUCUUUCCCUACCUCUGAGAUCUUCGGUGUCAAGCUCGUCAAUGGACACCCUACUCAGGCCGUGAUUGACUUCAUCAACGAUGAGCCCAAUCCUGUCACCGUGAACUUCCUCGGAGGAAGCCUGUGGAACCUCGAGGAGGAUAGCAAGGUCGUCCGCAACCUGACCGCCACUCGUUAUGGCGUUGAGAUCCCCGCGGGCUCCAAAGAGAGUGUCAGCUACAGCUUCGCUACCGAGAUGCACCCCCAGGACGUCCGCCUGAGCAUCGCCGCUAUCCUGUCUGACAGCGAGGGCAAGUUCUCCACCGUCCAGGCCUUCAAUGGCACUGUGAGCGUGGUUGAGCCUGAUACCAGCAUCUUCGACCCCCAGAUUCUCUUCCUCUACUUCUUCCUCCUGUCCUGCGCCACUGGUACUGUCUACUUCUUCUACACUGUCUGGGUCGCCCCUUAUUUCCCCCAGAAGCGCAAGAGCGGCAAGUCCGGUGAGAAGCGUGCCCCUGGCAGCGCUAAGCGCGAUGCUCCAGCCGUCGAGGAAACUUCUACCACUGCCGCCGUUUCCUCGGCCACCACUUACAACGCUGACUGGAUCCCCUCCCACCAUCUCGCUCGUCCGGAGACUCGGAAGGUCAAGGGUGCUGGCAAGUCCAAGGCCCGCUCGUAA